UUUUGCGCAAACAGCCUGAGCCAAAGCUCGUAAAAGAGAUUUUUACCAGCUAUUCCUGAAAUUCGAUUCGAAAUGAAAACAGUUCGUGGCUUUAUGAUCCUUGUGAGUUUGAUUUUCAUUCAGGAUUCUGCGGUUGGUGCCUCGACUGAAGACUUGCAAAUGAAAGUGAAAGAACCUUCCAGUUUUCGACCCUCGUCGUCUGAAAUGUGUAACAUGUUAGAGAAGGCAAACCUCGAAAUCCGUGGCUUCCAAAAAGAAGUUGUCAGAAAGUCGUUUCAGAAGCCUGGAAGAGCCAAAUCGGAUUUUGAGACGGUGUACAAUUAUCAAAAAGUUGUUAACUGUUCUGUGGGAGCCAUUCAAAAGACGGGAGUGGAAUUGAACUCAUCUUUACCAGGUGCUUUCGGAAAAGAAAUGUCUCGCUGGGUAACAAAGGAAGUGAAAGACAGGCAUUUCGGCAGUAAUGGGAAGUGUACAAUGGGACUGGAAGUUGAUUUUAGAGGAGGCAAGGGCUGCGAUGUGAGACGCAAGAGCAAGAAUGUGAAGAAAAGGAUCCGUCGACUCGUUGGCUUCAGUAUUAGAGCAUCUAUAAGACUUAAGCUCCAGGGUGUAGUUUUCAGAGUUCCUCGUUUAAACUAUACCGGUAUCCCCUUCUUGUAACGCACAAACAAUUCAAAACCUUUUAACCGAUGGCUUGUUAAUGAUAGUACACUAUUACGCGCGUAAAUGUACUCACAACGGAAACGAAACUGAUAAACGUACAGAAGCGAAAGUACUCAGAGGAAGAGUGAUGAAGCUGUUAAGAAAGUUAAAGUUAAUAAGGCGGAAAUUGGGAACUUAUGCUAAUAAAUGUGGUUGCUAUU
This is a messenger RNA of Pocillopora verrucosa, 860 nucleotides long. RefSeq lists its product as uncharacterized. NCBI's taxonomy places the organism in Eukaryota, Metazoa, Cnidaria, Anthozoa, Scleractinia, Pocilloporidae. The record is from RefSeq and is a predicted model, not a curated record.